AUGGAAAGCUCAAAUUCCUCUUAGCUUAAUAAAAAUAUUAGAAAGAAUACCAAACCAAGAAACAUUUUGAUUACAUAAUGUGUGAAAUUAGAUUUAAAUAGCAGCAGUGAUUUAUCAUUAAAGUUACCUUCGAUAAACUCAAACUAUGAUAACUUAGAUAACCUUCAAAUGGCUUCAAGAUAUAACAGCUCAGCUUCAAAUAUCAACUCAACUAAUAAUGGAUUUGGAAACUUUAUUCAUUUAUUCAAAAAAAACUUUAGCACAACUAAAUAUGUUCAUACUAAACCUUCACAUAGAACAAAUAAUAGUCUUCAAAGUAUAGAGUAAGCUAGAGUUACAGGAUUUAAAAAAAUAAAUGAAUCGAUUCCUCCAAGAGUUACAAGACUUCUUCAUGCUAUUGAAGAUAGAGAUGCCAAAUAAAGUAGACAAAUACUGACUAAAUUCACAAAUAAAAAUGAAGAAAAGGAAUAUGUUAUGCCAAGACAAUUUAAUUUAGAUUCUUUUAAGCUAGUUAGAAGUGAUAAAAAUAUACCAAAAAUUAAAAAUCUUAUGUGUCAUUUCAUUAACUCUCACAAGAAGUAUUUUAAUAAAGAAGUUGUUAAGCUACCACAUUAUGAAAAAUCAGCACCAUUCCACAUUGAAACCAUGUAAUUUGCAGAUAAUUAUUUGGAUGAUCAAAAACUAAUCAAAAAGAAUUUUAAUUACGAUGAAGAAAAUUUACAAAGAAAUAAUUUGGUGCUAGAAAAGGUAUUACUAGAAAGGUUAAUAAAACAUGAAAAAAAUAUUCCAGACAGACCAGAUUUAAACACCUUAUCAAUAAUCACAUAACAUAUAAAUUGA
This is a messenger RNA of Tetrahymena thermophila SB210, 840 nucleotides long. RefSeq lists its product as hypothetical. Lineage: Eukaryota; Ciliophora; Oligohymenophorea; Hymenostomatida; Tetrahymenidae. The transcript is spliced from 2 exons. The record is from RefSeq and is a predicted model, not a curated record.